Messenger RNA from Nezara viridula (southern green stink bug), 240 nucleotides. NCBI's taxonomy places the organism in Eukaryota, Metazoa, Arthropoda, Insecta, Hemiptera, Pentatomidae. The record is from the annotation of a GenBank genome assembly.
AUGAUUGGGAACCGUAACAGCGAGAGGUUUGUAGACUACACGCCCACGAAGAGAGGAAAGGGCUGCCUACACUUCGACCCACACAGCCCGCUCACAAGAAGCCUUGGCGUUCAAAUCAGCCCUCGUCAACAAGAUGGCAGGCAAAUGGCCAUGUGGUUUAUGUUGCAAGUUGUACACGUGGCCGGAAGGCAACGGUCCUCCAAUCACAUCCGGUCUAUACCUCCUUCUGGAUUAUCCUAG